GCCUUGGCUGCUCUUCCACCGAGCGCGCGCGCGCCCGCAUUUGUCUAGUGCUGCGCGCGGGGCACCUGCUCGUCUGGCUGCUGCUGCUGUUUGCUGCUGUCGCCAGCGCCACCCAUUGCUGCCGAGGCUAAAGUCUGCUGCUGCUGCCGCUGCCGCUGCUUAGCGGUUCCAAGCCUCCUUCGCCGCUGCCGCCACGGGCGCCACUAUUCCAGCUGCCGCCGCCGAGCUGUUGCGAGCGAGUCGGGCUCCUCCGGUGGGGUUUGCCCCUUUCCCCGCCCGUUCCUUUCCCCCUGCCUGCGAGUCAGCCUGGCUCAGAAUCACGUGGCAAUUGCCUGAGGCAGAGACUAAAGAGGGGGAAAAAAAGCGCUUCAUUCCUUCUUCCACCGCCAUACUGUAUUUUAUAGUAACUCGCGUUUUUAUUCCUUCCUUUUACUCCCGCUCGGUGAGUACCUUUCCGCUGAAAUUCUUGUCCUCCUUUUUUUGUCCUGUUUUCUUCUUCCUUUUUUUUGUUUUUGCUGCUUUUUUAUUUUUACCUCUUUGUUUUCAUGGAUUUGAUCCUUUUUCUGAUGACAAGUUUUUUUUUUUUUCUUAGCAUGCGAUGGUUUACUAAACUGGGAGCAAAAGGUGUUGCUGGGACUGGAAGUCGCUAGGAAUCUUAAAGAGAAAAAAAGAAACGGCGAAAAAAAAAAUAGACUUGCCAGUCCAGCAACAGUGUAAAUGCAUACACAUUAUUUACGUAUAUAUACACAUGCAACUGGUUUUGUACUGAACAAAAAGCGAUGUAAAUUAUUAUGCAUUUUUUUUAAAAAAAGCAAAGAGAUGAGAAGUGGGCACGUUGCUUAACUAACUCUCUUUUGCAAAGAUUUUUGACGGUGUUUUCUUUUUUUGCUUUUUUUUGUGUAUAUAUAUGGGAUUUAAAAAUGCAUUUUACAGCAACGUUUACAAACAGUUUGUGAUCUUGCAAUGCCUUGGGCAAGCCACCGAGCAAGAUAUUAAUUUUGUUAAAUGUUUUUUCAUUAUUAUUGUUUUGUUUCUUUUUCUUUUUUUGGACAUCCGGUUGGAAUCAGCCGUUUUUCUUCUUUUUCUGAUUUUAUAAUGUGAAACUUUUCUUGCAGCUUGGUACUGUUGAGCAUUUUUAAAUUCUUCCUCCCCCCGUCCAAAAAAAAUGCCGUGUAGUAAAAGAGAGAGGGAGAGAGCCAAAAAAUAUUUCCUUUCCAGAGUUUCACUUUUUAAUAUUUUUAUACAGAGAUAAUUUUAUGAUAAUUAUCUUAAUGUUGAUAGCUAUGCACAUAUAUACAAAUAAAUAUAUUUUCAAAAGAUGGCAGUGGAAGGUUUUCCUGGAGAAUGAAGUGCCGUUUGGUUUCCUUGUCAACGGAAGAUGAAGUGAACAACUGAACAUCUCCCCAGUGCAGUUGGGCUAGUUUACUGAUGAACACAACAGAAGAUUGCCUGGAAUAUCUAUUCUGCAUUCAGAAAAUCCAGAAUGUCUUGCCACGGCUGAAGUCAAGUGAGUCAACCAUGACCGGCAAAACACAGACCAGUAAUGUCACCAAUAAGAAUGAUCCCAAAUCCAUCAACUCUAGAGUCUUCAUUGGUAAUCUUAAUACAGCCAUUGUCAAAAAAGGAGAUAUAGAAGCAAUCUUUGCAAAGUAUGGAAAAAUAGUUGGCUGUUCAGUGCACAAAGGUUAUGCAUUUGUACAAUACAUGAGUGAGAGGCAUGCAAGAGCUGCUGUGGCAGGGGAAAAUGCCAGGAUCAUUGCAGGACAACCAUUGGACAUUAACAUGGCAGGAGAGCCAAAACCAUACAGACCUAAACUGGGAACCAAGCGACCACUUUCUGCUCUCUACAGACUUGAAUCAAAAGAACCUUUCCUUUCUGUUGGUGGUUAUGUCUUUGAUUAUGAUUAUUACAGAGAUGAUUUCUACAAUCGGUUAUUUGAUUAUCACACCCGGGUUCCUGCCCCACCUCGUGCUGUGAUUCCAUUGAAACGCCCACGAGUAACAGUCACAGCAACUCGCAGAGGAAAAGGAGUCUUCUCCAUGAAAGGGACAUCAAGGUCUAUAUCAAGUGGAGCUUCUUCAGCAGGAUCAAAAUUGAAAUCAGAUGAAUUGCAGACAAUCAAGAAGGAAUUAACGCAGAUCAAAACAAAAAUUGAUUCUUUGCUAGGGAGACUGGAGAAGAUUGAAAAGCAGCAGAAAGCUCAAACAGAAGUUCAAAAGAAACAAAUAGAAGACUGUGUAGAGUUGAUCCAAGAAGAAUGCACAUCAGAGAAUGCCGACAACUCUACAGAAGAGCCUAUUGAAGGAGGGCUGGAUGGGGACGGAGAAGAAAUGACAGAUGGGAUAGAGGAAGAUUUUGAUGAGGAUGGUAGUAAUGAGCUGAAAAAGACAAGCAAGAAAACAAAGAAAAACAAACAAAAACUGCAAGUUUCUACAGAUCAAAUGAAUUGGGACCCUUACACAACCCUUUUGGAAGCUGAGAAGAUAAUUCAUAGACUUCCCUGUGUGAAAAUGUAAACUACAGUUUAUUGUCAGCUCGUAACAUCUUUGACUCAAUUUGUAUGAAGAACUGAAUUUACUUUUGGAAAUGGAAACUGCCAUUCAAAAUUUUAAAACAUAUGUUUAAAACUAUGCGAUUGUCAUACUUUUAUGGUUUAGACUGUAAAUGUGUUUCUCCUGGCUAAUCAUUGGUAUUUUUUUUUAUUUUGAUGUCAGAUAGCCAAUGACUUGUAUGAUAAUAUGAAGGACAUAUUUAAAGCAAAAGAAAUACUGUAUACAAAUGUAUAUUUGUAAAAGCUAUUUUUAUGAUUAGCAUGAUUUAUGUUCAUCAUAUAUACAGUCAAGUGAUAUUGCACUUAAAUGUUUACAGCAUAAUGAUGAGAUCAUCAAAAAUUUAUGAGCCAAUAUAUAUAUAUAUAUAUAUAUUUUAAUUAUUUUUUAUUCCUGCUUUAAGGCAAAUACAUACAUUAGUGGGUUUUAGAAAAGAACAAAUCAAUAUUUGUCUUUGAAGAUUUUCAAUGCAUCAUUACACUAAAAUGGAUAUAAUUUGAAUAUAUUCUGUAAACCAUUUCCUGUGGUAUCAGUAGAAAACUAUUAUUAAUGUCAAUAUGCCCCAACCUCUAUGUUGCUACCCUUAGCUUCAGAUAAGCACAUUUUGGAUAAACUAUAGAUCAGUAUGGUUCAAAAAUCUCUUAAUACUUUUAUGAGUGUUGCCAUGUUGGCAUGUUUGAUGCCUAUCUUUUUUUUUUUAGCUCUUCACUCAGGUGACUGGAGACUCUAAUUUUAACCUAUUUUAGCCAGAUAGGUAGAUAGAUACAUUGGUUUCUCUGGAGUUGAAUUGCAAAAUGAGUGCAUCAUACUGAAUAGACCAUAUCAUACACUAUACAGUAUACAUAUAUACUGUAUAUGUGUGACUUACCACAGAAACAUCAUCUCUCUCUUCUCAAUAACAUACAAAAAGUGUUAAUUAAUGCCAUUGUCCUGUUUUUUCAGUUUUGCUUAGAGAACGAGGCUUGAAACUAGAUUGUUUCUAUGAUCAUAAUUCAUAUUAAUCUGUAUAAGAAUAGAAUAAGUGUAGUUUGUCAACUUAAUUAAUAGGACGUCAUUACCAAAUGCAAGCACUUUUCUGAGGGCCCAAAGGAACCAUCAAAACUUCAAUCGUGUCUACAUUGAUAAUUAAAUAGAAGAUGUGUUUGAUUGUGGUAAGUGUUCACUGACUGGGUAUAUGAUCUUUCCCCCAAACCUCUUCAAAGGCUUCAAUUAGUAUAUUUUCACAAAUAUUUCUUCAGUCUUCAUUUUUGGAAAUGCGGCUUCCAUGAAUUCAUUGCUGCAUCAUUUUACGCAUACAAUUCAUGAAUUAUCCAGAUCUAGAUGUCAAUUGUACAGUGCCUCAGUUGGGUGUUAUAGAUUUCACAAUGCUUGAAUGUGACUCUUACAAUGUCCAUACAUAAGGAUUCAGGCAGGAAUAUGCAGUAUGCUAUCUGUAAAGCAUCUCUAAAUGCAGAUUGUAUCACCAGAUUAAAAGCUAUGGGAAAGGAACAGCCUGUUGCUCAAUUAAACCUGCGAAUAAAACGUGAAGCUGCCAUCUGCUAAAUCUAAGCAUUAGUUCAGAUGCCAGAGACUCAAGCUGGAAUUUUCUGUAGGCAGAACACAUGUUUUACUUGAACUGAGAGCUCCUUCACCCUGACCUUCUGUCUGUUGCAUUAUUACAAUGUUCCCAUAAAAGCUACCUAUUUUCUGUAUAAAUUAUUUUUUCUCACUCCAUGCAGUGAUUAUAAAAGUACCAAGAGAAAGAAGAGAAUGUGCAAGGUUGCUUUCUGCAUCCCUUUGCCAAAUAUCCUUGCAUGCAAGUCAAAUGAAUCCAGAAAAGGAGAUGGAAUGUUGAUUCUAUUGUCAUAAGGAUGUUUCCCCUUCUUUUUUAAACAUAUGCAUUAAAUUGUACCGCAUUUUGGUUUAGAACAAUUCUUCUAUGAAAUGAGAAAAAAAAUCUUAAAGACCAUGGAAAGUAUUAUUACUUGAGUAAAAUAUAGGAUUGAACAAUACAAUUUGGAAGGAGUUUUUCAGAACAUGAGGCAGCUGCUUUAAUGAGUUGCAGAAAGGAAAUAGUUUCAGCUCCUACAAAUUUCAGAACACUUCAUUUGAAUUAAAUCCAAAACAUGACGCAUCCAUAAGGGAACUCUACAGCCAUUUUUAAAAGCCAUGUAGGUUUUCAAUAAUAGGACAGAAUCUUUAUUUGCAUUCAUCUUCUUAACAUUUUGGUUUUGUGUCAAUAUUCAAUACAAUUUUAUUUCAAAUGCUGUAACAUAAAUUUUACAUUCCUGUAAAUAAAUAUUUUCCUCUGAUUAA
Pantherophis guttatus is the source of this 4845-nucleotide messenger RNA. RefSeq names its product RALY RNA binding protein like (gene RALYL). NCBI's taxonomy places the organism in Eukaryota, Metazoa, Chordata, Lepidosauria, Squamata, Colubridae. Gene Ontology annotation, molecular function: RNA binding. Gene Ontology annotation, cellular component: nucleus. The record is from RefSeq and is a predicted model, not a curated record.